This is a messenger RNA of Agrilus planipennis (emerald ash borer), 1176 nucleotides long. Its product is annotated as regucalcin-like. NCBI's taxonomy places the organism in Eukaryota, Metazoa, Arthropoda, Insecta, Coleoptera, Buprestidae. Gene Ontology annotation, molecular function: gluconolactonase activity; calcium ion binding. The record is from RefSeq and is a predicted model, not a curated record. The transcript is spliced from 4 exons. Gene Ontology annotation, biological process: L-ascorbic acid biosynthetic process. The coding region runs from base 462 to 1064 and encodes 200 amino acids.
UAAGUUUUGUGCAAUUUAAAGUUUAAUUUAGAAAAUCGUCAAAAUAUUCUAUGCCUUAAGAAAACAUUAGUAAAAGCAUUAAUUAAGGCCAUCUCAAGGUUACGAAUUAAUUACGCACGGCUUCCAUGUACAUAUGAAUACGCAUUUAAAGUCGUAACCAGAUAAGUGACAUUAUAUUUUAUUAGACGGGGCAAAAUUUGCCAACUACAAAGGUGGUUGAAUCCCUUCAACUACGUUACGCAAAGUUCUCCAUUUAUCUUCUUCGAAAGUAUCUGUAUAAUAAGGCGAGGUUUGACUAGCAUUUAUCAGCAUGGAUAAUUUUAUCAGUGAUAUUUUAGCAACAAAUAAGAACGGAUCAAAGAGAACAAUACCUGAAAAUCUAAUGUGAAUAUUUAAGCGAAACAUUUGCGAUUUCGUAGAAAAUAAUUGUGUUCAAUUUUUUGUUGAGUUUUAUUCAAAAAAUGGCACCAAAAGUUGAAAGAAUUCUAGAAAAUUUUCUUUUGGGGGAAGGCCCACAUUGGGACAUAGCAACACAAAGUUUGUAUAUGGUUGAUAUUUACGAAAAACGUAUUCACCGAUAUGAUCCUGUAACUAAUAGUCACUACCAAGCUGCUAUAGGUGAUUUAUUGUUAAUAAAGACGUUAUUAGUAAUAUUCAUCAUCAUUAUUAUCAUAAGGUUGUCAGUCCUAAGACUGAUUUUAUUUAAAAUUAAAGGCAAUCGCCAAUCGAUAUUCACGUUUGACAAGCAUAACAUUCCGGGAAUGCCAGACGGUCAAACCAUAGACUCAGACGGCAACCUGUGGGUUGCUGUUUUCCUCGGAUCAAGAGUGAUUAAAAUUGAUCCCAGAAAACCUGAAACCUUGCUAGAAACUAUCGCGAUACCCGCUAUACAAACAACCUCUGUAGAAUUUGGUGGUCCAAACCUUGAUGAACUUUAUGUUACUAGCGGUCGUUUUACAUUCCAGGGUAAAACUCCGGAGCCUCCGGUAAAUGGAGCUUUAUAUCGAGUUACGAAUAUAGGAUCAAAGGGGUUACCAUCAAACAAAGUCAAAAUUCAAAUUUAAUCGUGUUAAUUAAUACGCCACAGGGAAAUCUGUAUGAAUAAAAAUGAUAACUAGAUAUCCGUCGAUGUACUCGUUUCAGGCAAAAACUACUGAAUAGAUUUUCAUCAUUUUU